CAGAGCAGCAGUGCAUCUCCCCUUUUUCCCUUCUCCACCUCCCGCAAGCAAACUCCCGGCACCGCCCCGCACCCACUUCUCUUUCUCUCCAGUGCCGCUCCCUCUAGCUUCUUCCUCCCCCCUUUCAUGGCAGGAAAGGCUGAGGUGAUGAUGCCCAUAAGCCAUCCAAUUUGACCCAUGCUACCCUGGACCUCUAUACAUACUUGCCCCAGCGCAGGCACUCGCAAUCUCUACUACCACUUCUCUACCACCCUCUCUCCUCCCUGCUUCUGCUUCUGCUUUUGCCUCAGCCUGCUGCAAGCUUUUGCUUUGGUUUAGGUGCUUCUUUUCCACUCCUUUACUGUUCCCCCACUUUUGCUUGCUUUGUCACGCACACGAAAAGCUCCUGCCUUUACCUUCUCGGACCUUAUCUCCGCCCCCGUAGUGGGAUUUGGUGGGAGCUGCGCUGCUUGCCCCUCGCGUUUCUUUGCUCAAUUGGGGUCACAGCGCGUGCUCGUGGACGGAAUUCGGGUUCUUGCGCGGUCCCCGUCCCCCUUGGCGAUUGCGGGACGCUCGCUGCAGAUCUUUGCGUAAUUCCGGGAGCGCCGGAGAUGAACUGUGGGCCGCCCGACCAGCUGCCGCCGGCGUCGGCGCCGGCGUGCUUCCUCAACCUCAACUGGGACCAGUCCAUGGCCGCCGCCACGGCCGGCGACCACCUCGACCCGGCGCUCAGCUCGAUGGUCUCCUCCCCGGCGUCCAACUCGACGGCCGCCGCGGCGACUGACGGCCUCGCUCUCCACGGGAUCUCGCCACAGCCGCAGUACGGAGGCACCCCUCUCAGCUCGCCCCCCAAGCUCAACCUCUCCAUGAUGGGCCAGUUCCACCACUACCCGCCGCCGCAGGUCGGUGGCGCUGCGCCCAGCGGCCUGCCAAUCCUCGAGAACUUGAUGCCGAUGGCUCAUCUAGACCAGUUCCUCGCCGACCCAGGCUUCGCCGAGCGCGCGGCGAGGCUCUCCGGCUUUGACGGCCGCCCCGGUGGAAGUGGCUAUGGCGGCGCCGUCCCGGGACAGUUUGGCCUCCCGGACGCUGACCCCAUCGACGCAUUGAAGGAGCUGGAGCUCGGGAACGGCCGGGACGAGUCAUCGGUGUCCGAUCCGGCGUCCGCCAGCGCGGAGAUGGCGCUCAAGGGGCCUUCCGAUGGCAAUGCAAAGAAACGCAAGGCUAGCGGAAAGGGGAAAGGCAAGGACGGCCCCGGGUCCACCGCCGCCAAGGAUCUCGCGAAGGAGGAAUCCGGUGGGAAGCGGUGCAAAUCGGCGGACGAGAGCAAUGGCGCGGAGGACAACUCCACCAAGGGCAAGGCCGCGCAGAGCAAUAGCGAGAAUGGUGGAAAGAAGCAGGGGAAGGACAGCACAUCGAAGCCUCCCGAGCCGCCCAAGGACUACAUCCAUGUCCGGGCGAGGCGCGGUGAGGCGACAGACAGCCACAGCCUCGCGGAGAGGGUGAGAAGGGAAAAGAUCAGCCAGCGGAUGAAGCUGCUGCAGGAUCUUGUUCCGGGUUGCAAUAAGGUGGUUGGCAAGGCAGUCAUGCUCGAUGAAAUCAUAAACUACGUGCAGUCCUUGCAACGGCAAGUCGAGUUUCUGUCCAUGAAAUUGGCCACUGUGAAUCCCCAGCUGGACUUCAACAACCUGCCUAACCUCCUUCCUAAAGAUAUACACCAGUCCUGUGGCCCGCUGCAGAACUCGCAUUUCCCGCUGGAGACCUCAGGUGCACCGCUGCCAUACCUUAACCAGCCUCACCAGGGGAACCCUCUAGGUUGCAGCCUAACCGGCAUGGACAGCCAGAGUUCUAUGCACCCACUUGACCCGGCAUUUUGCCGGCCAAUGAAUUCGCAACAUCCUUUCCUCAACGGUGUUAGUGAUGCUGCAUCUCAGGUCGGGACUUUCUGGCAAGACGACCUUCAAAGCGUAGUUCACAUGGAUAUCGGGCAAAGUCAGGAGAUCGCUCCCACCUCUUCGAAUAGCUACAACGGUUCACUGCAAACAGUCCACAUGAAAAUGGAGCUUUGACAUAGACGAAAUUCAGUCCAAAGCUCGACGCCCCUGUAUAUACAGAAGAGAGCACAGCUUGCAGCGGAAGCACUCUGAGAUUCAACCUAACAACGUUGGGCCCUAGCAGUGUUUUAGCUUCUAAUUUUCCCCCUGGUGUAAUGAUUCUUUGAACAAGAUGUGAAGAUCACCACGCUGGCGGUUGGUCGCCUGUUUUAGCUGCAAGAUCGCCCGCAAGGAAUGAAAUGCGGUGCAUUGCAUCCCAGUAUAUUCUCAAUCAGACCCUUAUGCUCCCCUCAAGCGAGAGGGAAGAAGACCUGUAAUAUCAUUUGUAUUGCCAUUAUAUUUGUAGCUGAUAUAUAUAUUUAAGAUCCCUAUUCCUGUCAUUCCUGAUCUCCUUGAAGAUGAAAUCCCCGUUCCUGAAUGGA
Sorghum bicolor (sorghum) is the source of this 2452-nucleotide messenger RNA. Its product is annotated as transcription factor bHLH79. Gene Ontology annotation, cellular component: nucleus. The transcript has 8 exons. The record is from RefSeq and is a predicted model, not a curated record. Bases 591 to 2045 code for a protein of 484 amino acids. Gene Ontology annotation, molecular function: protein dimerization activity; DNA-binding transcription factor activity. Gene Ontology annotation, biological process: regulation of DNA-templated transcription. NCBI's taxonomy places the organism in Eukaryota, Viridiplantae, Streptophyta, Magnoliopsida, Poales, Poaceae.